Diorhabda sublineata is the source of this 855-nucleotide messenger RNA. RefSeq names its product jerky protein homolog-like. Gene Ontology annotation, cellular component: nucleus. The transcript has 2 exons. The coding region runs from base 1 to 855 and encodes 284 amino acids. NCBI's taxonomy places the organism in Eukaryota, Metazoa, Arthropoda, Insecta, Coleoptera, Chrysomelidae. Gene Ontology annotation, molecular function: DNA binding. The record is from RefSeq and is a predicted model, not a curated record.
AUGUCUAAAUGUAAACAUGUUGUCCUUUCUAUGAAAGAUAAAUACGAGAUUAAUAAACGAUACUGCAUAUUAGUGGUUUACUCAAAAAGAUGCCAAGGAGAACCUAUUUCUGGCCCAAUUCUGUGUGAAAAAGCAGUUCAAUUUAACGAAAAACUAGAAGGGCCGUCUAAUUUUGAAGCAAGCACAGGCUGGUUAAAACGAUUUAAGUCAAGACAUGGCAUUCGUGAGCUUCAAAUACAAGGAGAAAAACUAUCUGCUGAUUCAUUAGCAGCUGAAUCAUUCAAAAUCAAACUAAGGGAUAUAUUGAACCAAGAAAAUUACGCUCUGGAAAACGUUUACAAUGCAGACGAAACCUGGCUUAAUUGGAAAGCUUUGCCGCGAAGAACUCUUGCUUCACGUCGUGAAUUAGCAGCACCUGGUCCUAAAAUAAGCAAGGAUCGUAUCACCGCUUUAGCAUGCGUUAAUGCUACUGGCAGUCACCGAUUGCCCACGCUUGUAAGUGGUAAAAGUAAGAAACCACGUUGUUUCAAGCACGUUAAUAUGUCUGCCAUGCCUAUCAUUUAUACUUCGCAAAAGAGUGCUUGGAUGGAUAGUACAAUUUUCGUGGAAUGGUUUACAGAAACUUUUAUAUCCUCUGUAAAAGCCCACCAAUCGAAAAAUGGUAAAAGAAAGAAAACAUUAUUGUCUCUUGAUAACGACCCAACUCAUCCAUCAUGUGAGAUCCUAAAUGAAAAAGACGAGUUUAUAAAAGUCAUGUUUUUUCCACCUAACGUGACUUCAUUAUUACAGCCCAUGGAUCAAGGCGUUAUUGAGACUUUCAAACGGUAUUAUAGAAAAGAAUUGUUACGUAAGUAG